AUGAAGAGUUUAGCCAAGGCACAAUUAGAAAGGGAGAAUUCACCUUCUUUAACAUCAGAAAUCCCAAAAUCUCACCCUUGGUCUUGCGGUCUCUUGGAUCGAGUUGCGACACCUAACAAAAUACCCGAUAAAUCUCUUGAUAAUUCCGCUUCACCUAACAAAUCUUUUCAUCUAUUAAAAUUUAAAUUAAUCAAAGCUCAAUUGUUCAAUGAUUAUAAGAAAAUCGCCGAAAUUUCAACCGAUAUGCUAGCAAUCCAUCCAAAUAGUUAUGCAAUUAGGUAUAUUCGCGCUGAUGCUUAUCGCGUUCUGUUGGAAUAUAAAAAAGCAAAACUAGAUCUCGAUCAUGUAAUUUCCCUAAAACCAAAAAAACAAGAGGCAAUCUGUUUUAGAGGUGUCAUGCAAUGUUUUCUUCGAAAUUUCGAUGAAGCAUUAGAUGACCUAAAUAAAGCCAUUUUAAUGGAUGAGACCGAUGGCUAUGCUUACAAAUGGAGAGGUUAUUGUCAUUAUAGAUUGCAACAUUACAAUCAAGCUCUGGAUGACACUAAUAAAGCUAUUAGUUAUGGUGUAAAUGAUGCUUUGGUUUACAUCAAUCGAGCUGAUAUUUAUCGUGAACUUAAAAAAUUUAACAGAGGGAUGGCCGACAUAAAAAAGGCCCUGAAAUUCGAGUUAACCAAAGCCGAAAAAGCUAACGUAAUCGGUAAUCGUGGAGUCAUAUUUAUGAAUGCUAGGCGUUAUGAAGAGGCUGUCGAGGAUUUUACAAAGGCACUGAAAUUACAACCCGAUAAUGCAACUGUUCUUCGAAAUCGAAGUAGCGCUUAUCGCAUGUUAAAGAAAAUGGAUAAUGCUGUAGAGGAUUUGGAACGUGCAUGUCUCAUUGAUCCGGGCAAUCUUUAUCAAUAUGGAAUACGUGGAGCUUUAUAUAUGGAAUUAAGAAGGUGGAGCGAUGCAAUAACAAAUUUCGAUUUGGCCGUACGAUAUCAUCCAAAGAGUGUCACCCCUUAUUCUAAUCGUGGCGAAAUAUUGUUUAAGCUAAGAAGGUACAAUGAAGCUUAUCUCGACAUUAAAAAGGCCUUAGAAAUUGAUCCUCAACACGUGGUUUCUCUUCAGCAAAUGAUAGAUACUUGUCGAAGGAUGGGCGAUUAUCCAAGAGCUUUAUCGACGGCAAACAAAGCCUUGAUUUUACAUCCCAAAAAUAAAAAUACCUUGAUACUUCGUUCUGAAAUCUAUUAUCAUCAGAAUUCCUUUAAACAAGCUGUCAAGGAUUUAGAUGACGCUAUCAAACUUUCUCCAAAAGCAUGCUCACCACUUUGCUGCCGGUCCGAAGUACAUUCUAAACUGAAAAAUUAUGAUUUGGCUUUAGCCGACAUCAAUCAGGCGUUGACAAUUCGAGCAUCAAAUCCUUUUGCUUAUGAGAUACGUGGCAAUACCUAUCGUAAACUUGGAAAGCAUUGCGAAGCUUUAAAUGAUUUUAAUAAAUCUUUAGAGUUGUUACCAUUAAAUGCCACUUAUCUUAAUUCAGAUGAUCAUAACAUCAGGGCCAAACGAAAUCAUUCAGGAUACGAUGAAGGGUUCACUUUAAUCUUUAAAAUGCAAGGAGAACGAAAUUUUGCAAGUAUUUAUGCAAGGCGUGGAGCAACAUUAUUAGCGUUGGAUCGUUAUGAAGAGGCAUUAUCGGAUCUGAACCAAGCAUUAGCGUUACAAUCUGAGCAUUUACUUGCAUUAAAGAAGCGAGCAUGCGUUUAUCAAAAGAUGGGUAAAUUAGAUUUAGCGUUAGACGAUAUUAAUAGAUUUUUGGAGCUGAGGAAAAAAUACAAUAUAACUGGAUUCCGUAAAUCAGAUAGCACUUCCGGAAUUCGAAUUCGUGACAGCAUAGUAGAAUCCGCGAAAUCUUGA
Funneliformis caledonium is the source of this 1893-nucleotide messenger RNA. The record is from the annotation of a GenBank genome assembly. Lineage: Eukaryota; Fungi; Glomeromycota; Glomeromycetes; Glomerales; Glomeraceae.